AUGUGGGUGGUUACAGGUCCUUUCGAUGGUAAAGAAUCCGACGAGCUACAGCCUGCUAGCUCGAAACUGUUGAAAGCAGGGAAGACAUACACCAUAGGGCGGAAGGACCAGUCUCUUGUAAUUAGGCACAAGAAGAUCUCUAGGGAGCAUGCUCGAAUUGGUGUGGAUCUGUGCUCGGAGCAGGAUGUGGCCAAUCCAAAAUCCGCUCCGCCACUGUGGAUUGAGAUUAUCCGGUCAGACAAGAAGAAAGAAGUAGCACGACAUUUAAUACGUGUUGGCCAAGAGUUACCCAUUUCUCUCAAUGCCGGGGAAAGGUUCCAAUUGCAGGACGGCGACUCGAUAGAGAUGGUGACUGGGGUUCCUAUAAGCUUGAAGUGGCAACAGGUCUGCUGCUAUUGGUCCCCAAAAGACGACCCAUCGAUCUCACUACAAACCUGUGCGAGUUUGGGUAUACAUGUCGUGCCUACUCUCCGACACGAGGUAACACACCAUUUGGCAUCAGCUUUGACGCUUUCCCCGGAGUUGGCUACUUCAAUGAUAUCUGUAGCGGUCAUUGUCAAACCAGAGUGGCUGGCUGAAGUCAUCCGUCUCGGUGAAUCUGCUGAUGACGCCCCAUCACAACUCGAACGAGAGUUCAAACCUCCUCAUGUUAGCAAGUACCGUCCCACGUUCUCGCCCUUUCUCCCAAGCCCGGUGAAAUCCACCAGCAGGUGGGAACCAAAUGAGGCACGUGUAGGAUUAUUCAGGGGCUACCGCUUCAUGUUCGUCGGGGAAAAGGGCCGAGAGACACAAGAUGCUAUGAAGGAACUUGUCAAGCGUGCAGAGGGAGAUUACGAGUGUGUCGCCGUCGAGGGCGGCCGGAGUGCGUGGCAUAAGGCCCUUGCAAAGGGUAAGAGUAAGGGGAAAGCCCUUGUGCUGGUUGCGGAUGAGGGGAGCAUGAAGAUAGCUAUAGGGCAGGAUCGCUGGCAGGAGUUUGUUGACGAGGCCAAAAGCUUUGAGCUGCGCUUCGUGAACCGCGCCAAGGUUAUAGAAGCUGUAAUUCACAUUGAUAUACAAUUCAUCGACUCAAGCCUCAAGGGGGGUGACGCCGACACCCAGUCUGGUUCUCCUCUCCCCGAUGUUGUCCAGAACACUCAUCCGGAUGAACCAUCGAUCCCACCACAAACGCAAGAACCUACCCCUGCCCUUGCUUCUGAGGCGCCGCCUCCGAGGAGGCCACUAGUGCGACGUCUACCAUCGCGUGCACCGUCGCGGGCUCCAUCGCUACCUCCAGAUACGGCAUCGGCAACGACGGUUGAGGGAGCGCAACCCCAAGAUCCAGACGCUCCGAAACCGCGACGACAACUAGUACGCAGGCUGGUGAAGCCGAAAACGACAAUAAUCGGUGUUGAUGAUCCUUCAGUCGAGUUGGAUGGAGAACCUGCAUUGCAGCCGUCUACUUCGUCCACAGUGCAAAAAGAAGAUGCGCCACAGGAACCGUCUCGAGCGCCGAGAAGACUACUGAAGCGUCGCCUUGGGCCUAAUGGUCCACUGGCUAGUCAAGUUCCGCCUCCUUCGGAGGACACGUUGGCCGCAGAACCCGAGGAGCCGCCGCUCAAGAAAUUCAAAGCACUCUUCGAGGAGAGCGACCCGGCCAGGGUUGCGCAAUCAGGCAUGCAGUCUGGCAUUUCGACCGGUCAGACGGCUGACGCCGGUGAGAGCAUUACGCAAAGCGAGAGCGGCACUACGCAGGUGCAUCCUCGGUUACGGGCUGGCGGUCGGACACAACUGGCUGCUCUUGCGGAAGAGGAGGAAGAGAGCAUGAGCGGCGCGACACCUGAUUUGAAUGUGCUGCAGCCGAAUCAAAGCCAGGGCCUCAAACGGAAGACGCCGAUGGAGGAAGACGAGGACGUGGAGAUGGUCGACGAGGAGGGCCCCAGACCGAAGAGGCGUGCGGUAGAAGACGUGAAUGCCGUCCAGAGCUCGGCUUUUGGUGCGGUGGGCAAGCCGCCUUCGCAGGCUACUGCCAAGCCUUCGUCAAGGAAGCCGUCUGGCGCGGCGCCGGGCAAGCCAGACAUGGACGAGGCAUUCCUCAAAGCCGUUGCCACGACAAAGCGGGGAAAAAGGGCAGAGGACACCUUUGACAGAGAGUUCAACAACCUGCGGAUCUCGAAGCCGGAUUUAGACAGAGAUGAGCAGCAGAAGGAGUGGGCUGUGCUGGACGACUUUGGUGAUGAUGGCGAUAUGAGAGGGAACUUCAUGGUUAUCGUCGAGAUGGACGUGCACAGGAAGGACGGCGAGCAGCGCGCUCUCAGGGCGGGCGGUGGGAGGACGGACUGGGAGGGUCGGCCGGAUUUCAAGAAGUUCAAGAAGAAAGCCCCUGCAGGAAGUCGGCGUGCUGUUGAGCUGUAUGCCGAAGAUGCUGAUGACUAUGGCGUUGGGCCGCAGUAUUGGAAGGGUUCCUCCCAACUGCCAUCCCAGGCAAAAGCGGACUCGAAAUUGCAAUCUCAUUUGGACUCCAGCGAGAUCACGCACACGCAGAGGCAGAAGCCACGAUCCGGCACUCCACACACAAGGCAUACCCAAGCUGCUGACCUGGACAACUACGACGACAGUAUGGACGACUCUCAGCCUGUCGAGAAGCCGAAGACACAGAGCAGGGCGCCAUCCUCUCAACCGUCGAGAGCGCGCACGCGACAGACGCAAGGCCGCGGAAAGAAACUGCCGUUGUUCAUAGAGAGCGAUGAUGAUGUAGAGAAAGAUGCAUCGCCACCGCAAGAUGAAGAUGAAUUCAUCGACGACAUCCAGUCAGGCAGCGACCACGAUCUAACAUUGCGCUCUACAACAAGGACGCAGCGGCCCUCUCAGCGUAAGUCUACGAGGGCGGCCGCGACGAGGGAACAAGCCCCGCCAGUGCUCGUCGACGACGAUUCAGAUGAUGGCGCGACCUUUAAGGGGUUCGGAGCGAGGAAGACGAGGAGAACGUAG
Postia placenta MAD-698-R-SB12 is the source of this 2967-nucleotide messenger RNA. RefSeq lists its product as hypothetical. NCBI's taxonomy places the organism in Eukaryota, Fungi, Basidiomycota, Agaricomycetes, Polyporales, Adustoporiaceae. Gene Ontology annotation, molecular function: damaged DNA binding; protein binding. The transcript is spliced from 12 exons. Gene Ontology annotation, biological process: double-strand break repair via homologous recombination; mitotic G2 DNA damage checkpoint signaling. Gene Ontology annotation, cellular component: Mre11 complex. Bases 1 to 2967 code for a protein of 988 amino acids. The record is from RefSeq and is a predicted model, not a curated record.